Messenger RNA from Vitrella brassicaformis, 1563 nucleotides. The record is from the annotation of a GenBank genome assembly. NCBI's taxonomy places the organism in Eukaryota, Vitrellaceae.
UCACCACUUCACGCGAGGAUUCUCAGACCUUGCAGCCAUCCAAUCGUGUGUGCACCUCUCUGUGCUGCCUCUCUUAAGAGCAUGCACGUGUGUGUGCUCCUCCUCUCUCCCCUGUACCGGUGUGAGUGAGCGAUCGCGUCUAUGUCGGACAGCAUUCCGCUGGUCGUCUCGUGGCGUCUCGUGCCGACGAUUUCGAUCACGACGCACACCACCACCGUGUCCCUUGUUGUACUUGUUGUUCUUGCCCUUGUUAUUGUCCUUGAUGACACGCACCUUCUCCUUGCGCUCGACCUCAUCGAGGUGGCUCUUGAGUAGCUCUGCGGCGCGCUUCAUGCGGUGGCUGCUUGGGAAGAGGGUGAUGCUGUACAUCUUCUUGUCGUGCGUCAGCCGCUUGCAGUCCCAGUGGAGGUGGCCGUCGUUGAGGCAGUACUUGCAGUUGAUGGAUUCACCACCAUCGGCCGCCCCUGCACCCUCGUCGACGUCCAUUGGCGCAACAGCAGCACCGACGCCUAUGCUCGCGUCUUGCCCUGGCGAUGCCCCGAUCAUCGCCGCAGCUGUCUCGAGCUUGCGCACCCUCUCCAUGGCAUCGUCGAGGGUGACGUCGCUCUUGAUGAUUUUCUCGCUGAUGGGCAGCUUGAAGGCCGUCGCACCACCUUGAUGUAGGCGUGCUUGAGCGCUGUGGCCGUGAGCACCUCCUUCUGCGCAUUGACCUUGCCGGCCAGGCGCUUGAACUCGCCGUUGUUGACCAGGGCCGACUUGGUGAGGUCCCAGAUGAAUGCGUCGAACUCAUGUUGGGCUGAGAGCUCGGCGAAGACGGGGUUGGACUCCCUCUUAGCCUUGAGUCUCUUGAAGGCCAGCACACCGUCGAACUCGUCGUAGGUGUCCUUGACGCCUGCCUCGUAUUGCUCGAGGAUGUACUUGGUGGAGCUGUCCUUGCAGGCGCAGACGAGCAAUAUGUGGAGCCGCUUGGCCGCUUGAAUGGAUGCCCUCAGCUUCUCCUGUUGCUUGUGAAUUUGCUUGAGCUCCUCCUCCCUCUUCUCCUUGGUGUACUCGGCCGUGAUGGGCUUGUCCUCGAUCUCCUGCUCAUGCGUCAGAAGCUCCUCGAGCUUCGUCUGCUGCACCGAGAUAGGCACGUGCUUAUCGAGCGCCGUGUCACGCAGAAGGGCAGAUUCCUCGAACCCCAGCAUGAUGCGGAAGUACCGUACUCAAUCAGGGUAGUCCUUCUCAUCUCCGGAGAAGGGCGCUACGUCGCUGGUGCUGAGCUUGACGUAGUCGCUCAUGGUAAUGGUAGAUCUCGUGGUGGAGCUUGGUCAGGAGGCGAGGGGAGUCGGGCGGCGAGUGUGGGGGUCUGAGGGGUGAGCGAGGGAGGCUGAAUGGAUGACGGGGUGACGAAGAUCUGGGCAGAUCUUGGCUCAGCAGCGACACCCAGAACGUCUUGCUGCGCCCAUGAGAGGAGAUGAGUGUGGCUGUAGAGGAUCGCUGUCGUUGCCCGUGAAGGCAACAGAUGAGCCAGAGGGACGCUUCACGAGAAGGAGGCAGAGUUCGGAGUGCUCAGGGUUCUCG